Messenger RNA from Magallana angulata, 597 nucleotides. Its product is annotated as cornifelin-like. The coding region runs from base 33 to 428 and encodes 131 amino acids. Lineage: Eukaryota; Metazoa; Mollusca; Bivalvia; Ostreida; Ostreidae. The record is from RefSeq and is a predicted model, not a curated record. The transcript is spliced from 3 exons.
AGCUUUUGCUUUGAGCUAGAAAAGCAAACCCAAUGGACUCCACUGGUGUACAUGAAGACGUCGUAACAAGUCAGCCAAAAAAGGAAAAAGAGCCUAAGAAAAAGUUUGUGAGUGUUGAAGGAGAGAGGGAUUGGAGUACUGGACCUUACGCUUGCUUUCCAGACUUUCCCUCAUGUUGCAGGGGCUUCUGCUGCAUUCCCUGCAUGAUGUCCGAGAUUUCACGAAGACUUGGAGAGUGGAUGUGCUUCCCGUUCUUUAUGCCUGGAGGUGGUAAUGUCCUCAGAACGAGAGUCAGAACCAUGGGGGGAAUAAAGGGAACAGCCUGUGAUGACUGCAUCAUGAUGUGUUUCUGUGGCGCAUGCGCCGUAUGGCAAAUGCAGAGAGAGCUGGACGAAAUGGGAAUCCCUAAAGCUGAGAGUUGUAUGUAAAUCUGUAUUCAAGCAAUACAUGCGUACAUGUACAUAAAAAACAAUGUUUUUUUCCUUGUUAUUUUUUCACUCACAGCCUAACAUUUGAGAUUCUGACACUGUGUUUUAUUAUAUUUAGUUAUUAUUAUAGUUGUAAUUUUAGACGGUAAAUAAAUAUUUCUACAUAUGA